Molecule: messenger RNA, 297 nt
Organism: Naumovozyma dairenensis CBS 421
Lineage: Eukaryota; Fungi; Ascomycota; Saccharomycetes; Saccharomycetales; Saccharomycetaceae
Gene: DYN2
Product: dynein light chain
Exons: 3
Coding region: 1-297 (98 amino acids)
Biological process (GO): cilium assembly; microtubule-based process
Cellular component (GO): cytoplasmic dynein complex
Molecular function (GO): dynein intermediate chain binding; dynein light intermediate chain binding
Source: RefSeq, a predicted model, not a curated record
AUGAGUGAUAACAAAUCCAAACAAAGACGUAUGUUCAAGGACACUAUCAUAAAGGCAUCGGACAUUUCAGAUGAAUUGAAAGAUGAAAUCUUAAACAUUAGCCAAGAUGCCAUUGAGAAUAACGAAUUGGAACGUGAUAUUGCCAGCUCCAUCAAGAAACAACUAGAUACAAGAUAUGGUACCACAUGGAAUGUCAUUGUCGGUAAGAAUUUUGGUAGUUAUGUUACACAUGAAAAGGGCCAUUUCCUAUAUUUUUAUAUCGGUCCAUUAGCAUUUUUGAUCUUUAAAACUCCAUGA